Molecule: messenger RNA, 264 nt
Organism: Triticum turgidum subsp. durum (durum wheat)
Lineage: Eukaryota; Viridiplantae; Streptophyta; Magnoliopsida; Poales; Poaceae
Source: the annotation of a GenBank genome assembly
AUGUGCAACUGCUUUCCCCCGUUAUCUGCUCAAUGCCGUGACAGCAAAAAGAGUCACACGCCAUCUGGCCUCAGCGUCGGCCCGAUGGCUGCUGUUGCACACGCCAAGGACGCCGCCAGCGUCACCGUCGAGCUCGCGGACGAGGCGCGCGUCCGCGUCCAGGCCUGCAGCGACUGGAUCAUCGACUCGGUGGCAAACGGCGGUGACAUCUACGGCGUCACCACGGGCUUCGGUGACAUCUACGAAGGAAAAUGCAGACAAUAA